Merops nubicus (carmine bee-eater) is the source of this 873-nucleotide messenger RNA. RefSeq names its product WW domain-binding protein 2-like. Lineage: Eukaryota; Metazoa; Chordata; Aves; Coraciiformes; Meropidae. The record is from RefSeq and is a predicted model, not a curated record. Gene Ontology annotation, cellular component: nucleus. The coding region runs from base 1 to 873 and encodes 290 amino acids. Gene Ontology annotation, molecular function: transcription coactivator activity; chromatin DNA binding. Gene Ontology annotation, biological process: positive regulation of DNA-templated transcription. The transcript is spliced from 8 exons.
AUGCGGUUAAUGAAGCGGUGCCAGAGGGGCGGAGACCGCCGAAGGCAGGAGUCUAAUCGCUUGAAUCCGAAUGUCCUCAAGCAGUGCAAAGAUGUGGAGCUCUCCUUCAGCGACGUCCCGGGCAAGCCUGAGGCCUUCAGAGGCACCAAGAAGGGGGUGCUGUACCUCACCCCCUACAGGAUGAUCUUUGUGGCCAAGGGCAAGGACCCUCUGCAGUCUUUCAUGAUGCCCUUCUACCUGGUGAAGGGCUGCUCCAUUGAGCAGCCUGUCUUCUCUGCCAACUACAUCAAAGGGCAGAUCCAGGCUGAGGCAGGAGGUGGCUGGGAGGGGCAGGGGACAUUCAAACUGACCUUCAACAGUGGAGGAGCCAUUGAGUUUGGCCAGCUGAUGUUCAAAGCUGCCUCCAAUGCUUCCAGUGGCGUGCCCCUCCAGAACCCUGGCUUUGGCUACACACCCGUGCCUGGAGGAUACCCCCCUGCUCCUGGGGGUUACCCCCCUGCCCCGGGGGGCUACGCUGCCCCUCCACCACCCAACGGGCCCUAUCCUUACCCACCACCCCCAGCCAAUGCCUAUGGACCUCCCCCCCAUCCCAUUACCACAGCACAGAGCACUGAGCCAGUGCCAUCUUUUUCAGGUCUUUACCCACCACUUCCAAACGCCGUGUAUGUGCCACCUCCUCCCCCCUACUCGGGGCCACCUCCUGCAGGACCCUCAGCCCCCCCAGCCUGGGUGGACCCAGGGAUGCCAGGUGGCAGUAAGGCCAUGGAAGCUGCUUCCAGUGCAUAUUACAACCCUGCCAACCCACACAACGUGUACAUGCCCAUGGACCAGCCACCUCCCUACACACCUCCUGAGGAUAAGAAGAACAACUAA